Candidula unifasciata is the source of this 957-nucleotide messenger RNA. The record is from the annotation of a GenBank genome assembly. NCBI's taxonomy places the organism in Eukaryota, Metazoa, Mollusca, Gastropoda, Stylommatophora, Geomitridae.
GCUCCCCUGAACCCAAUAACUGGACCUAAGGCAUUCAACAGUGGAAAGCCCCUGGACAACAACUGUUUUUUGUAUACUUUUGAUGAAGCUGGGGACUACACGGUUGCUUCCCAGGGUGCCCCUGGCUACUCCUGUGUUGUACACAUCAGAGAUGAAAUUGUGCAGACGGCUGAGCCGUACAACAUAUCGGAGAAGAAAGGGGGAACCGUUGAACGUUAUUAUAGGGUUGACCUGGCCUGUAAAACAGAGGGGGCUGAGAUCUACUACACCACAGACGGUUCCAUGCCGGGGCUGCACCACUAUGCAACUAAGCAUUACAAGAAGGACAGGGGAAUCCUCUUGAAGGAACCAGGUCUGUGUUUUGUCAGAGCAAUGGCCUCUAAACCUGAGCAAGUCUGUAGCCAUGUGUUCACAUCGAGAUGUUACUGGGUUUUAUCUGGGGAUAAGAAUAAAGAUGAUUCUAUGGAUGAAGCACCCAGUUCACUUCCAGUAGAAAGCAAACAGCAAGGAUUGUCCUCGUGGGACUGGUGGAACUGUCGGCCUCACAUCAAGGGUUGUUUCACUGGGCCAGGAAGUGUCAAUAUUUUCUGGGAUCUUCCACAAUCUGAGUCUGCAAGAGAGCAAAUCAAAGGAUAUCAACUGUUGCUGAAUGGUGUAAGCUACUGUAGCAUGUUCCCACUCAACAACAACAGUCUCAACAUCCAAGGUCUUGCUGGUGGCCGCAACUACAGAAUUGUUGUUGUGGUUCACCCCAAGGAUCCUCAGAAUGUGGAAAUAGAGUCCAACAGUCUUAACCUGCAGUGUCCCAUUGAGACUGAGGGAGGUGGGCCUCUGAUUUCAUUGGUCAAGUCUGAUAAACCGGACAGCUUAUCCAUUGUCUGGAUGUCAGUGGAUACCAUGGAUACAUCAGUGGAAAGUUAUGUGAUCUAUCUCAAUGACCAACAGUGUGGUCCUAAA